Panicum virgatum (switchgrass) is the source of this 1947-nucleotide messenger RNA. RefSeq lists its product as uncharacterized. Gene Ontology annotation, biological process: DNA transposition. The transcript is spliced from 4 exons. The coding region runs from base 1 to 1947 and encodes 648 amino acids. Gene Ontology annotation, molecular function: DNA binding; transposase activity; zinc ion binding. The record is from RefSeq and is a predicted model, not a curated record. Lineage: Eukaryota; Viridiplantae; Streptophyta; Magnoliopsida; Poales; Poaceae.
AUGAACUGCGAUUGGGCUGAUCUUGUUGCUGGGCUCGAUGGAGAGCCUGAGCAUAGUUUAGUGCCAGUAGAAGCACCUGGUAUAGUAGAUGAAGCUUUACCUCCUGCAGUAGAGUUGCCAGCACAAAUUAUUGAUUGGAAUGCACUUGAAAUAACUGAAAUAUAUGAUGAGUAUGAAGGAAGGUUGGAAAUCAUCGAGGAUGACCAUGUGUUUCGACUUUUGGGUUUGAGAGAUGAGGAAGAAAAUGCCGAGAAGGCUAGAAAAGAUGCAGGAAUAGGUGGUAUGCCUGCUGAGACGCCUGCUGAUAAAGCAUAUUGCCAUCUUGGAGUUGAUACUGCUGGGGCAUCCCUACCCGUUGAUGAUUUCAUACCAUGGGAGAAGGAGAUAGUGUAUGAUGCAAACAAGCCAUGCAUGAAUAUUGGGUCUGUAUACCCCAGCAUGAAAGAGUUCAGAUUGGCUAUGAGACAAUUUGCCAUCAAUGAGGAGUUUGAGCUUGCCAUUAAGAAAACUGACCGAACUAGAUACAUUGCUAAUUGUAAUGCAGAUGAUUGCCCUUGGCACAUUGUUGGUAGAACGCAGCCUGAUGGAAGAACUGUUAUGGUCACAGUAUUGAUUGCCCUGCACAAGUGUAUGUCCAGUAGUAGGAGGAAGACUACUACAGCAACAAGUGCAUGGGUUGCUUCAAAGGCUGUUCAUAUCCUUAGAAAGAAGGCAAUGGGCACUAAAGAGUUGCAGCUGAGGUUGCAAGAUGACCACAAGUGCACAAUUCAUUAUGAUACAGUGUGGAAGGGAAGACAAAAGGCUCUUGUAGAAGUGUAUGGUAGCUGGGAAGAUAGUUUUCAGCAGCUAUUCAAUUGGAAGGAAGAGGUCAUGAAGCGGUCACCAGGUAGUAUUAUUGAGAUUGAUGUCAAGGUUGUUGCUGGUCAGGUGUACUUUCAUAGAUUUUUUUGUGCAUUGGGUCCUUGCAUUGAAGGCUUUAAAGAAGGAUGUAGGCCAUACCUUAGUGUAGACUCUACAGCACUUAAUGGUAGGUGGAAUGGGCAUUUAGCUGCAGCCGCAGCACUAGAUGGUCACAAUUGGAUGUAUCCUGUCGCUUUUGGAUUUAUAGACUCUGAGACAUCAGAUAAUUGGACUUGGUUUAUGACAAUGCUUCACAGAGCUAUAGGAGAUAUGCCUACACUUGCUAUUUGUUCCGAUGCAUGCAAAGGGUUAGAGAAUGCAGUACAGGAAGUGUUCCCUCAAGCUGACCAAAGGGAAUGCUUUAGACAUCUUAUGCAAAAUUUCAUCAGGAGAUAUGGUGGUGACACUCACUCUAAGAUGUACCCUGCAGCAAGGGCAUAUAGAACUGAGGUGUUUCAACAGCACAUGCAGUCAGUUUUAGAAGCAUCUAGUGAUGUGUUGGUAUGGCUACAAACUCAUCAUUCAUUCAAGUGGAUGAGAUGUGCCUUCAACAAAGAAAUCAAGUGUGAUUAUGUCACAAAUAACCUUGCAGAAUGUUUUAACAAUUGGAUCAAAGACAUAAAGGACCUACCUGUUUGUGAGCUAGCAGACAAGCUGAGAGAAAUGAUUAUGGUGCUCUGGAACAAGAGGAGAAGUAUUGGAGAAAAAUUGACUGGUAACAUUCUACCAGCUGUUAUUCAACAACUAAAAGCAAAGACUAGAGGAUUGGGACACUUGACAGUGGUGAAAGCAGACAAUGUUCAAGGGGAGAUAUGGAAUAAUAGUAGUGGGUCCAGGAAUGUUGUUAAGGCGCCUUUAAAAGAAUGUACAUGCUUGGAGUGGCAGCACACAGGGAAGCCAUGCCAGCAUGCUUUGGCAUUACUAACAGCCCAGGAAAGGGAUGUCAACCUAGAGGACUACGUACAUGUCUACUACUCUGUGGAGAGCACCACUUGCUCCAAGGGGUGUAGGGAGGCAAAGGAAACUCAGGAUCAAAAGCUUCCUUGA